GAAGAGACUGGAAGAGACGAAAUGCGUGAGAGAUUACGUGGGAAAAUGCUUGUUGCAUGAAGCGGCUUCGCUCUUCAAUAUAACUGCGGGAGGAACACUGAAAGUAUUUGGAGAUCUAUGCACAGACGGCACAGAAUUCAAUAAAGCCUACUUGAGCAAUAUAGAGUGUUGGCCGAAAACCAAAAGUGAUCUUGAAUACUGUCACUUAAAAUUUAAGGAUGCUAUUAAUGAAAUCAAGCAUGAAAUGGAUUUUGGCAUACAAGCGUUCCACAGCUGUUGUGCUUUUGAAUGGCUGAAAAUGUGCACAUCAACAUCAGUUGAAUUGAAAUGUAAUCAGGAAGCAAAAAGCUUUAUUGAAAAAUCUACCAUUACUAUGCUUGGCGAACAAUACAAAAUGCUGUGCGAUAAAUCAACAAAGGGGCCAUUCACAAAUUGCUUUGGGCUGUAUGGAGAAGAGAACCUGGAAAAAGAAGAUCUCGUAAUGAUAUUCUCGGGUGGCAGCACUGCUCGCAUUGCGUCAUUUGUUAUGCUCUUUCUCCCUUUCAUUCUCACAAAAAUAAAAGAUUAUGUAACACUUUAUUAAUAUUAUCAUGAAUUUUGUCUACAUCUAAAUGUUGUUUUAACCAGUUCAGAUCACGCAAUUCUUCCUUCAUGACCCACGUAUCAUAUAUAAGACAAGUCUUACCAGCGACCAAUAGUCAAACGAACUUGAUUUAGAACGUUUUCUUUUAAUUUUCAGACGAGACUAAAUUGGCGGUUGAAGCUCGUUUUAAUUUCAAGUAAGGACACACUUCAAUAUGCGUUACGGCUCCAUCAUUUUUAAUUUUUUUUUAUUUGAUCCGGGCUAAUUAAACAUGUAAUCAACUACCUGGGUUCUUUAGAAAGAAUUGCAAAUCACUGCGCUGCCCCCCCCCCCUACGGAGUGAGAAAAGUAUGGAGUGCUUUGAUUUAUGUGGGUGUAGAUUUGUUAAAUAGUGCUUUACAUGUUUUGGAACAGUUGUUUUUUUUCCUUUAAAAGACUAUCAUCAACAUUUUAUAACAGUACGUUUAGAAACUUUCAAUGAUAAUAAACUGCAUUCAAUUUACUGGAUUACAGUAAGAGAUUUACUUGAAUUUUUAAAUGAAAAUUGGGAUUAACGGAAAAAAUCGUGAAAUCCGAGUGUACGUAUACUUUUGGAGUGUACGGGCAGCUAAUUUACAACCCAGCGGCCUUUAACGACUAGCUCUCUUUUUUGGAGAUUCUUUUAUGAGCUGCAGUUGGUCGCAAUUAUAAUGUAAGUUUUUAAUUUUUUUUUUAAUUUCUUUCCUUAACAAAAUAGGUUAUAAAUCAUGUUUUUCUUUAUUUAAAAAAAUUUACUUACCAGAAGAGUUGGUCGCUAAAAGCCGCUGGAUAGGAAAAUCGCGUAUGGGCAUGGGGAAGAAUUUUUUUACUUUCGCUGGCCCUGAACAAUUAAUUUGUGUUAUUUACAUUAGAAAUCUAAAGCUCUUUUUCUUCUAGAUGAGCUUUUGUGGUUAUUUUGAAUAAACCGCCAUUUGGGGUUUCUUAGAUUUCUUUUCAAUUCUCCAAGACAUCAGACAAUUGAAAGCAUUUGCCUUAGAAAUUAUUGUUGUAACACUUGGGUCGACAGUUACAUUUCAUUUAUAAUUUUUCUGAUACAUUGAUGUAAAGACAAACAAAAAAAGGAGAGAGAAAAAUAUGGUGGCUGAAGGAAUACGGAGUGUCUGAAUUCAGCAGCGAUAUUCGGCUUAUUUCAGUUGGUAACUAAAGACUCAAAUCACUGUACAUAUACUACUUAAAACAUUUAUUUGUAAAAUAAAAGAGUUAAAAGUAGA
Messenger RNA from Parasteatoda tepidariorum (common house spider), 1833 nucleotides. RefSeq lists its product as uncharacterized. NCBI's taxonomy places the organism in Eukaryota, Metazoa, Arthropoda, Arachnida, Araneae, Theridiidae. The record is from RefSeq and is a predicted model, not a curated record.